Molecule: messenger RNA, 748 nt
Organism: Colletotrichum phormii
Lineage: Eukaryota; Fungi; Ascomycota; Sordariomycetes; Glomerellales; Glomerellaceae
Exons: 1
Coding region: 203-661 (152 amino acids)
Source: RefSeq, a predicted model, not a curated record
GAACAUAUGGUGUAAGUCUCGUGAGCUGACAUGCAGCUCCUCUUCACCGCAAAUCAACACAAAAGGUCUUAUACAAAGCCGGUAACUCCCCUAAAGCCGCAUACUGUCAAUCAACCCAAAUUAGAUCUGCGUUCCAUCUUGCUUUGCAAAGUAAUUCCUGUUUCCGUCCGGAGCCGGAGAACCGGAGGCCCGGAGCACCCGGAUGUGGAUAACAAAUCAUGGACACAUCUCCUGUUCUGAGCUCAAGCGCAAUUGCCUGGGCGGGGGCACGGCGUUAGCUCCAACUUGGGGCCACCGGGCACUACUUACUUUUGUAGGCAACCAGGCACUACAAGGCGACCAGUUAGAGGUUCUGUUACUUUUGUCCGUUUUGUUUCGAAGGGGGCUGAGUAUCGUACGUGCGGGCACAAGCUCUGACCCCCAAAGCAAACUAGCGGUUCAUCCGGUUUCAUUGAUGUUUUUGCUAGUAACGAUAAAACCCCGGAGGCUUUCCAAUACCCCGGAAAGGUUUCCCGUGAAGAUACGGGGCCAGCUUCAAGAUCGCCGGCGAGGCGCCGAACACCUCUCCGAAACAAGGCAAACUUGCGUCCGACCGCGGGGGCGCCUAAAUGCGGAUCAGAUAUGCCUCAGACUAUUGACAUUCGACUUCAUGGACGAUUAGGGCCUGUAUCAAUCGCACUUUAAGUUCCGUUUCUGUCCCAUUUGAGUGAUAUGCUGCGCUGGUCGGUGUAGCCGCGUCACCGCGUGA